Pecten maximus is the source of this 1296-nucleotide messenger RNA. RefSeq lists its product as uncharacterized. Gene Ontology annotation, molecular function: protein binding. NCBI's taxonomy places the organism in Eukaryota, Metazoa, Mollusca, Bivalvia, Pectinida, Pectinidae. The record is from RefSeq and is a predicted model, not a curated record. The transcript is spliced from 2 exons. Bases 132 to 1226 code for a protein of 364 amino acids.
UGCAUUGUUUAUCUCUCCUUCUUCUAUGUGCCGUACUUAUCGGUCAUGUUAACACCAAACGAAAUAUUCCUCUGUCGCAGGAUGUACGAGAUGCCAUUGACCAGUAUAUUGCACAAAACCAAAUAGUGAAUAUGGAAAGCAUUCGUGCGAAAGAUGUGCAGAUCUUGACCAAUCGUCUGAAAGAAGUUGAGAGCGUGCAUGCCAAAGAUGUGCAACACUUGACCAAUCGUCUGAAAGAAGUGGAGAGCAUGCGCGCCAAAGAUGUAGAAAUCUUUACAAAACGUCUGGCAGAAGCGGAGAGCAUGCGUGCCGAAGAUGUGAAGAUCUUGACAACUCGUCGAAAAGAAGUGGAGAGCAUGCGCGCCAAAGAUGUAGAAAUAUUUACAAAACGUCUGGCAGAAGUGGAGAGCACGUGUGCAAAAGAUGUACGAAUCCUGACCAAUCGGAUAACGGAAAUGGAGAAUUUGUGUGUAAACGAUAGCCAAACACUACCCAAUCGCCGAGAAGAAAUGCUGAAUCUGCGAGAAAUGGAAAAUCCUACCAAUCACGUGGACGAAUUACAAUAUAUGCGCACCGGUAAUGUGCAGAGCCUGGCCAUACCAACAGAUGUCGACUUUAUGACCAAUCAUAUGCAAGAAGAGAAACCCUUUCUAAGCAAGGACAUUAAGGACCUGGCCAAAACUUUAACUACUAGUGCACAGAAAAAUCGUUCUAAAAAUAUGCAGCCUGUGCAAAAGGAUGCACAAGAUAUGAAAUAUCCUUAUCAAACCCCGGACAAACGAUCUUCACCAUUGAUGAGUUCAAGAGUAGCAUCUGUAACCGACUGGGUCGCGUUCCAUGCCAUACUCCAUGCGCCAAUGUCAGACCCAAGCUGGGGACAUAUCAUCCCUUUCUCGGAAAUAAAAACAAACAUCGGCAACAACGAAUACCACCCGACUACAGGGGUAUUCACUUGUAAAAAGGCCGGAAUAUACGUCUUCUCGUGGAGUAUCCGAGUCAACCAGGCUGACCAUGGGCUAGAAACGGAACUGGCAUUAAAUGGUGCUACGGUCGGAUACAACACUGCAGGUGGCGGAGACGGAAAUACUUGGGGAUACGGGUCCGCUACUGUGACCCUGUACUUACAAGUAGGUGAUGAAGUUUGGGUAAAGGCUGGUGGACGUAUUGAUGGUAUCACAAUUAGUCCGAUUAGUAUGUUUACGGCGUUUCUUGUACACGCCGACUAAAGCAUCUGAAAAUAGGAUUGUCUUUUGAUUUUUUUUCCAUGAUGUUGAGUAAAAUACUGUGAUUAAUAUG